This is a messenger RNA of Centruroides sculpturatus (bark scorpion), 1152 nucleotides long. RefSeq names its product general transcription factor II-I repeat domain-containing protein 2-like. The record is from RefSeq and is a predicted model, not a curated record. Lineage: Eukaryota; Metazoa; Arthropoda; Arachnida; Scorpiones; Buthidae. The transcript has a single exon. Bases 1 to 1152 code for a protein of 383 amino acids.
AUGCAUCGUAGUUUGUGUACUCAGCAAAAUUUAUUUAGGAAGGCAAACUCAGAAAAUGAAUCAUUGACCUUAGUUAGCUUGAAAGUUGCUUAUUUGUUGGCGAAAGAAGGAAAACCCUUUAUGGAUGGAAACAUCGUUAAAGAGUGUAUGAUGGAAGAUGCUGGCGAGUUGUGCCCAGAAAAGUUGCAACUUUUCAAAAUGAUCAGUCUGUCCCGUAAUACUGUUGCUCGUCAAAUUGACAAUAUUGGAAACAAUAUUCUUCACCAGAUUACUGGUAAAGUACAGCGUUUCACUCGGUAUUCUCUCACGAUGGAUGAAUCAACUGAUGUUAGUGACACCUCACAACUUUUAGUUUUUGUUCGUGGAGUUGACGACGAACUGAAUGUCACACAAGAAUUAGCCUCCGUUAACAGCAUGCACAGCACUACAACUAGAGAAGAUAUCUUCAAAGUAGUACAAAAAACGUUGACAAAGUAUAACUUGGACUGGAAUCGACUCCAAGGUGUAACAAUUGAUGGAGAAAGAAACAUGUCUGGUGCAAACAACGGUGUGGUUGGGCAAAUUAGAAAAGCUUGUGAAGGUUUAGGAGCACCAGCACCAAUUUUUCUGCACUGUAUUAUCCAUCAACAAGCACUGUGUGUGAAAUAUGUCAAUAUGAGCUGCGUUUUAAAACCAGUUGUUUCUGUCGUAAAUUUUAUUCGAUCACAUGCACUCAAUCAUGGCCAAUUUCGAUCUUUUCUCGAACAAAUUGAAUCCAAGACUGGUGACUUGUCAUAUUAUACUGCAGUUCGAUGGCUUAGCUGUGUAAAAGUGCUAUUACAGUUCUUUAAGCUUAGAAAUGAAAUUAAUUUAUUUCUUGCGGAGAAAAAUCACCCUGAACCACUUUUAUCAAAUGCUGAGUGGCUCUGGAAGUUGGCUUUUUUUGCAGAUGUUGUGACACACGUAAAUAACUUGAACUUAAAGCUCCAAGGUAAAAACAACUUAAUUUGUAAUUUAUUCUCACAAAUCAAAGCAUUCAGGGCAAAGCUGGUAUUGCUCGAAAGUCAGCUAGAUGAAUGUAAUUUUACUCAUUUCCCGUGCUGUGAAGAAUUGAAUACAGAAACCGAUGAACAAUUUCCAACCAGAUUUGCAAUAAAAGUCAUCGCAGAUUGA